This is a messenger RNA of Protopterus annectens (West African lungfish), 12913 nucleotides long. RefSeq names its product ATP binding cassette subfamily A member 2 (gene ABCA2). The record is from RefSeq and is a predicted model, not a curated record. Gene Ontology annotation, cellular component: intracellular membrane-bounded organelle; membrane. Gene Ontology annotation, molecular function: ATP binding; lipid carrier activity; ATP hydrolysis activity. Gene Ontology annotation, biological process: transmembrane transport; lipid transport. NCBI's taxonomy places the organism in Eukaryota, Metazoa, Chordata, Ceratodontiformes, Protopteridae.
GAGGCGGGCACUGGAACUGCACCAUGUAAUGCAGCAGCGGCAGCAGUAGCUCGGUAAACGUAACGCCAGCUGAUCAGCCUGCAGCAGCCACAACAAGCGGCGAAAAUAACAACAACAUCCCCUCAGACACCGCUAGGGGCAAAGGUGGCCUACGCGUGGGAUCUGCCCCCCAUAAUCGAUACUGCACGUGCCUUCGUCCCCAAAGGGUGAGACUGCAGCUCUGCCAGAGACAGGGGCAGAGCUCGUAGCUCUCAGCACCGAGGCUGGGGGGGUGAGUACUCCGGUGCUGAGCCUGGUACCGGCGGCAGCUCCAUCUGCUACCGGCAUCUGUCAGUGCUGCCGUAGCAUCCUUUGGGCUUAGCUGGCAAGGGUAUAGGCACUUCAACGCAACAAGCAGUCUUGUAUCUGUUUAUCCAUUGCUGUAUUAUUGUAAAGGGACACUGCUUAUUUGUAGCCCCCACCCCCAUCCCACGGACCGCUGUAUUAUGCUACGCGGGAUCUGAGCCCAGGAGGCAGGCAACUAUGGGGUUCGUACAUCAGCUCCGGCUUCUAUUGUGGAAAAAUGCCUUUCUCAAACUAAGGAGCCCAUGGGUGCUGGCAUUUGAGAUCUUCAUCCCCCUUGUGUUGUUCUUCAUCCUCCUGGGACUGCGACAGAAGAAACCGACGAUCCCGGUCAAAGAAGCGUUCUACACAGCAGCACCACUGACAACGGCAGGCGUCAUUCCUGUUAUGCAGUCACUGUGCCCAGACGGACAGAGGGACGAGUUUGGAUUCCUGCAGUAUUCCAAUUCUACGGUGACCCAGCUCCUGGAUCGCAUCAAUGAGGUGGUGCAGCAGAGUAAUUUAUUUGAUCCUGACCACCCACGACUGGAAGAAGAGCUGGAGUCUCUCCGACGGCAUCUGGAAUCCUUAAGUAGUGAUCCCCGUUCCUUGGAAAACCAUUUUGAGAACAGAGAGGGGUUUUCAUUGAACUCAGUAGUAAAGAAUCAAAGUGAGUUCCAGAGAUUCCUCACCCACAAUCUUUCUUUGCCAAAUGAAACAGCUGCACUUUUGCAGGAUUCAAACAUUAACUUAAAAGAGGUGUAUCGCUUAUUCUUUGGUUCAUCUCCUCCUGCAGAAAACAUUUUUGUAGGAAGAGAACCAUUGGUCGGUUUCAACCCUGGAGAGAAGAUUGUGCAUUUAGAGAAUCAGGUUUUGGGUGGCUGGAAGAAGGUGGAGGAAGGUGUGAUACACAAGGCACUAAGAGAUCCAGAGAAAGCAGCUCACCGUCCAGCUUUGCUCCACUUGCUGAGCCAGGCUCUUGGCCUCGUUGGUGUUGGUGAUCCAGCCGAAGCAUUUGAUCCUCAGGCAUUUGUCAAAGAAAUGGAGAAUAUUCUUUUCACACCUGGGACACUUGAACACCUGACUUGCAGCAGAGGUGAGGAAGAGCUGCGGAAGAUUCUGAUAAUUCCAGACAGCCAGCGGGAUAAUCUCAUGGCCUACCAUGCAGCAGUCUGUAAUGGCAGCAGCAGCAUCCGAGAGGAACACUUUACAGAGCUGGCAAGGGAACUUAGAGAGCAGGUAGACAUUCAGAAAGUAAUUAACAAGGAUCAAGACCUUUCCAGAGUAAUGCAGGCCUUGAGACUGGAUGAUGUGAACACUACAGUUGCCCAACAUCAGCUACAUGCUCUCUUGGAGGACUUCACAGAGGUGGAGAAGAUUCUUCGUGAUGUGAACAUACUGUCAGGGUUGGCCAAGCUUCUGCCAAAGGGGGCAUGUGCUGGGAAAUCUCCACCUCCCACAGCAAACAGCAAUGCCUGGAGCAGCAACUUCACAAACAGUAAUUCCACCAGUGAAGACGAGGAUGAAGGUUCAGAGGCGGAGAAUAACCCCCACAGUCAAUUUUCAGCUUUUGUACAGUUGUGGGCAGGGCUGCAGCCUAUCCUGUGUGGUAAUAACAGAACUAUUGAUCCUGAAGCUCUGAAACAGGGUAACAUGAGUUCAUUAGGCUUCACUAGCAAGGAGCAGCGGAACCUCGGACUUCUUGUGCACCUUAUGACCAGCAAUCCCAAGAUCCUCUAUUCUCCAGCAGGGACAGAGGUUGACAAGGUCAUUCAGAAGGCAAACGAAACAUUUGCAUUUGUUGGCAAUGUAACUCACUAUGCCCAAGUCUGGCUCAACAUGUCUUCUGAACUUCGGACCUUCUUAGAAGAAGACAGAAUUCAGAAUCGCAUUCUUUGGUUACAACAGUUUAUGUCUGACCUGCGGAAACAUCCUGAACUGCUGAAUACAAGUGAUAGUGAAAUGGUCCGAAACUUUGUUGAAAGCAACUUCACUAUGCCAAACUCCACAACCUUGCUACAGCAACUGGGCACAAUUGACAAUGCUGCCUGUGGAUGGAUACAGUUCAUGUCCAAGUGAACCAGGCAUACCAAGACAAUGUCACCGUGUUUGCCAGUGUUAUAUUCCAGACCAACAAAGAUGGCACCCUUCCCCCUCAUGUCAUGCUGAAAAUUCGACAAAACUCUAGCUUUACUGAGAAAACUAAUGAAAUCAGAAGGGCAUACUGGAGGCCUGGUCCUAAUACUGGAGGACGUUUCUACUUUCUUUAUGGAUUUGUGUGGAUACAAGACAUGAUGGAACGAGCCAUUAUUAACACAUUUGUGGGACAUGACGUGGUGGAACCAGGGAACUAUGUCCAGAUGUUUCCAUAUCCGUGCUACACUCGGGAUGACUUCCUGUUUGUCAUUGAACACAUGAUGCCACUCUGCAUGGUCAUUUCCUGGGUUUACUCUGUUGCCAUGAUGAUUCAGCACAUUGUAGCUGAAAAAGAGCACCGGCUAAAGGAGGUAAUGAAGAUGAUGGGUCUGAGUAAUGCAGUUCAUUGGGUUGCAUGGUUUAUAACUGGAUUUGUUCAGCUGUCUGUCUCAGUUACAGCCCUCACUGCAAUUUUAAAGUAUGGUAAAGUUCUGAUGCACAGCGACCCUUUCAUCAUUUGGCUGUUCCUGUCGAUCUAUGCUGUUGCUACCAUCAUGUUUUGUUUCCUCGUGUCUGUAUUGUAUUCCAAAGCAAAGCUGGCUUCUGCAUGUGGGGGAAUCAUUUACUUCCUUAGCUAUGUUCCAUACAUGUACGUUGCCAUUCGGGAGGAAGUUGCUCAUGACAAGAUCACAGCAUUUGAGAAGUGCAUAGCGUCACUGAUGUCUACCACUGCGUUUGGACUCGGCUCAAAGUACUUUGCUCUUUAUGAAGUGUCUGGUGUGGGCAUUCAGUGGCAUACCCUAAGUCAGUCGCCAGUAGAAGGGGAUGACUUCAACUUGCUGCUCUCUGUUGUUAUGCUUAUCAUUGACGCCAUUGUUUAUGGAGUGCUGACAUGGUAUAUCGAGGCUGUGCACCCAGGAAUGUAUGGAUUGCCAAGGCCAUGGUACUUCCCCCUGCAGAAAUCAUAUUGGCUUGGAAGUGGACGUAUCGAGACAUGGGAGUGGAAUUGGCCCUGGUCCAGAACCACUCGAUUGAGUGUAAUGGAAGACGAUCAGGCUUGUGCUAUGGAGAACCGGAGAAUUGACGAAAGUCGUGGUAUAGAGGAGGAACCCAACCAUCUACCACUUGUCGUCUGCAUUGACAAGCUUACAAAGGUCUACAAGACAGGGCAGAAACUGGCUUUAAACAAAUUGAGUCUGAACCUUCAUGAGAACCAGGUGGUGUCAUUCUUGGGUCAUAAUGGAGCUGGAAAAACCACCACAAUGUCCAUACUGACAGGGCUCUUCCCACCUACGUCAGGCUCAGCAACCAUCUAUGGUCACGACAUACGUACGGAGAUGGAUGAGAUCCGAAAAAAUUUGGGGAUGUGUCCACAACACAAUGUGCUGUUUGACAAUCUUUCCGUUGAGGAACAUCUCUGGUUUUACUCUCAGUUGAAAGGCAUGGCAGAAGAAGAAAUCCGCAAGGAGAUGGAUAAGAUGAUUGAAGACCUAGAACUGUCAAACAAGAGGCACUCAUUGGUGCAGACCCUUUCAGGUGGAAUGAAGAGGAAGUUGUCAGUUGCCAUUGCCUUUGUAGGUGGCUCUCGUGCUGUGAUUCUGGAUGAGCCCACUGCUGGUGUGGACCCAUAUGCUCGACGAGCAAUCUGGGAUAUAAUCCUAAAGUACAAACAAGGAAGGACCAUCCUGCUUUCUACACACCACAUGGAUGAGGCUGAUCUGCUAGGUGACCGAAUUGCCAUUAUCUCGCAUGGAAAACUCAAGUGCUGUGGCUCACCUCUCUUUCUCAAGAGCACUUAUGGAGAUGGCUAUAAGCUGACACUUGUGAAGAAGCAGUUGGACUCCCGAAACAAUCCAGAUACUGGGGGACUGCAGAGCUCACCACCUCAUUGCUCUCUCAGCUCGUGCUCAGAAUCCAUUGUAACACAGUUCAUUUCAAGGUUUGUCUCUUCCUGCAUGCUGAUGUCCAACACCAACACAGAACUUUCCUAUGUUCUGCCCAGUGAGGCCGUAAAGAAAGGCUGUUUCGAGAGACUGUUUCAGGCUUUGGAACAAAACAUUGAAGAGCUGCACCUAACCAGUUUUGGUUUGAUGGACACCACCCUAGAAGAGGUAUUCCUGAAAGUGUCUGAAGAAGAUCAGUCUUUGGAGGACAGUGAUGCUGAUAUGAAAGAGUCAAAACCAUCAGACCCACGAGUAAACCAGAAGGUUGGAAAAAAAACUGAUGUGCUUAAUGGAGAGUUACUUUCAGAAGUUGAGGUGGCAAAGCCACAUGCGGAGGAAAGUGAUCUGGUCAGAUCUUCCAAGCUUAGCCCUUCUCAGAAUUCCUUGGGAUCCUCCUCUUCUGUGGGUUCUGUACGUGGUGAUGAAGGUGGCUUCUAUUCUGAAUUCUAUGGAGAGUACUAUCCACUGUUUCACAAUCAAGAGGACCCUGAUAAUGUCAGUUUGCAAGAUGGGCAUAUGUCAUCAGAAUCUCAAAAGUCUACCUUAGAGGGCCAAGGCACCUUCAGACUUGAGGGAUCCUGGCUGAAACUGCGACAGUUUCAUGGACUGAUUGUGAAGCGUUUCCACUGUGCCAAACGGAAUACAAAAGCUCUCUUCUCACAGAUACUGCUCCCAGCAUUCUUUGUGUGUGUCGCUAUGACUGUUGCACUCUCUGUACCUGAAAUAGGUGAUUUGCCUCCACUAACCCUCUCCCCAUCACAGUAUCAUAACUACACUCAGCCAAGAGGUAAUUUUAUCCCAUAUGCCAAUGAGGAGAUGAAGGAAUAUCGGAUGAGGUUAUCACCAGAUGCCAGUCCUCAGCAACUUGCUAAUACAUUUCACUUGCCAUCUGGUGUUGGAGCUACCUGUGUCUUGAAGACUCCAUUCAACAGCACGCUCGAUCAGCUGACACAGACAGUUAAUCUCAACACAAAUGAAUCUAAAAUGCUUGCUUCUAAAUAUUUUGAUGCUAUGUGCUUGGAUUCAUUCACCCAGGGCCUCCCACUUUCCAACUUUGUACCACCACCUCCUUCACCCGCCCCAUCAGAUUUUCCCAUCUCUAUGGAUGAGGAUUUACUGCGCUCUUGGAACUCAACACCAGUAUUUGUUCGAGAGAUUCCUACAUCAAGUCCUUCUAUCCCACGCAUGAUCCAUGAGCCCAUCCGUUGCACUUGUUCCAUGCAGGGCACUGGCUUCUCCUGCCCCAGUGGUGUAGGUGGUCACCCUCCUCAGAUGAAGGUGGUGACAGGUGACAUCAUAGUGGACAUCAGUGGUCGAAAUGCAUCAGAGUACUUGCUGUACACAUCAGAUCGUUUCAGGCUCCACAGGUAUGGUGCAUUGACAUUUGGGAAUGUGCAGAAAUCUAUUCCAACAUCCUUUGGGACAAAGGCUCCACCAAUGGUGAGAAAGAUAGCUGUUCGACGAGCGGCCCAGGUGUUCUACAACAAUAAGGGGUACCACAGUAUGCCAACAUACCUCAAUGUGCUGAACAAUGCCAUCCUGAGAGCUAAUCUGCCUAAAAGUAAAGGCAAUCCAGCAGCAUAUGGUAUCACAUUGAUAAACCAUCCAAUGAACAAGACCAGUGCCAGCCUGUCUCUCGACUACCUACUACAGGGCACUGACGUGGUGAUUGCUAUCUUCAUCAUUGUAGCCAUGUCAUUUGUACCGGCUAGUUUUGUAGUCUUUCUGGUAGCAGAAAAAUCCACCAAGGCCAAGCACCUUCAGUUUGUCAGUGGCUGCGAUCCAGUUAUCUACUGGUUGGCAAACUAUAUCUGGGAUAUGCUGAAUUACCUGGUUCCGGCAACAUGCUGUAUAAUCAUUCUGUUUGUCUUUGAUCUCCCUGCCUACACAUCUCCCACCAACUUUCCAGCAGUUCUUGCCCUUUUCUUGUUGUAUGGCUGGUCAAUUACUCCCAUCAUGUAUCCAGCUUCAUUCUGGUUUGAGGUCCCCAGUACAGCCUACGUCUUUCUAAUUGUGAUUAACCUCUUCAUUGGGAUUACAGCAACUGUUGCCACAUUUCUCCUGCAGCUGUUUGAACGUGAUAAGGAUCUGAAGGCAGUGAACAGUUACCUGAAGAGGUGUUUCCUCAUCUUCCCAAACUACAACUUGGGACAUGGCUUGAUGGAAAUGGCUUAUAAUGAAUACAUCAAUGAAUAUUAUGCCAAGAUUGGCCAGUUUGAUAAGAUGAAGUCACCUUUCGAGUGGGACAUUGUUACCCAGGGACUGGUCGCCAUGGCUUUUGAAGGUUUCAUUGGAUUUUUCAUCACCAUCAUGUGUCAGUAUAACUUCUGCAGGAAAGCACAAAGGGUGCCGGUUUCCAACAAACCAAUUGAAGAUGAUGAUGUGGAUGUAGCGAAUGAGCGACACAGAGUGCUUCGUGGGGGAGCUGAAAAUGACAUGCUGAAAAUUGAGAAUCUCACAAAGGUAUACAAAUCCCGCAGACUGGGGCGAAUCCUAGCUGUUGACAGAUUGUGUGCAGGUGUUCGCCCUGGGGAGUGCUUUGGGUUGCUGGGUGUUAAUGGAGCGGGAAAGACAACAACAUUCAAGAUGCUGACAGGUGAUGAGAGCACAACAGGUGGAGAAGCCUUCAUUAAUUCACACAGCAUUCUUAAGGACCUUCUGAAGGUACAACAGAGUAUUGGCUACUGCCCACAGUUUGAUGCCCUCUUUGAUGAGCUGACAGCUCGAGAACAUCUGGAACUGUACACCCGUCUGCGGGGUAUACCUUGGAAGGAUGAAGAGAGGGUGGUAAAGUGGGCCCUGGAGAAGCUAGAACUGAAGAGGAAUAGUGACAAGCCUGCUGGGACCUUCAGUGGUGGCAACAAGAGGAAACUAUCCACAGCCAUAGCUCUCAUAGGAUUUCCAUCGCUCAUCUUUUUGGAUGAGCCAACAACAGGUAUGGACCCUAAGGCACGUCGCUUCCUGUGGAAUCUGAUUCUUGACAUCAUCAAAACAGGACGUUCUAUAGUGCUGACAUCUCACAGCAUGGAAGAGUGCGAGGCCUUGUGUACCAGACUGGCCAUCAUGGUAAAUGGACGUCUGAAAUGCCUUGGCAGUAUUCAGCAUCUGAAAAACAGGUUUGGGGAUGGAUACAUGAUCACAAUCCGGACAAAGUCCAGCCUAAAUGUGAAGGAAGUAGUACGAUUCUUCAAUAGAAACUUCCCAGAAGCCAUCCUUAAGGAGAAACACCAUACCAAGGUUCAGUAUCAGCUCAAGUCAGAACACAUCUCACUAGCCCAUGUGUUUGGUAAAAUGGAGCAAGUCGUGGAUGUCCUGGGGAUAGAGGAAUACUCCGUCAGUCAGACAACACUGGACAAUGUAUUUGUCAAUUUUGCCAAAAAGCAAAGUGAUAACUUGGAACAGCAGGAAACUACUCCAAAUGGAAGUGUCCAGUCACCUGUCAAACGAAUCCUUAGCCUGUUAAGACCAAAGCCACCUACCACUGAGCUGAGAGCACUUGUUGUAGAAGAACCAGAGGAACUCGAAAGUGAUGAUGAAGGCCUGAUCAGUUUUGAGGAGGAAAGAGCUCACUUGUCCUUCAACACAGAUACACUUUGUUGAAAUGAUCGAACCAAAGUGUUUGCUGGAAGCUUGCCAAGUCUCUUCCUCCCACCUUUUGAUGAUACCUUGGCUUUGAGGACAGACAGAGACUAGUUGUUUGUGCCUGACAUCAGCGAUUACCUGAGAGAGACAAAAUGAACUCUGUCAGAGGUCGGCGAUACUACAAGUUGGUUCCAGUCUGUGGAAAAACUAACAAGAAAAAUACUGAUACCACUUAAAACCCAGCAAUGAGAAAACGCUGCUUUCCAUACUCCUGUCUCCUUGGAACUGCAUCAGUGUUUUAAUAUGUCAUUCAAAAAAGCAACAGAUGUACUGUUCGCUGUUUUUAAUCUUUUCUUUGCUGUGGUGCUUAGAGGACCAGAAUGUAAACUUUAAAAAAUUGACUGUGAAAUGGAAGUGGGUGAACAUACUUUUACAAAAGACAGGGUGCACUAUUUUUGGUCGCAUGUGCCUGGACUGUUAUUAGUGUACAACAGGGGGAAAGUAGGGUCCGCUGUUACAGGGAAAGCCCUGCUUUAGCCUCUAGGUGUCUGUUUACAACACAUGCUUACUUCUGAAAGUAACAGGUUCAAAUUGUGUUGUGCUGGGUUGGGGUGAUAGUCUGAUACAUUGCCAGGACACUGGGCGAUCCCUGAUUUAGUUAACUACAGUGUUUGUUAGCCAUGAGUCAUUAUUUCUGUAGCUGCUUGCCAGCAUGGGACGGUUGUGACAUGUUGAGAUAUUUAGAUUAAUUGAUCUUUCUUGCUGUUUGCUGAUACUAUUUACUGGAGUAUUAAUGUAUCAUUUUGUAAUUUCAUGCACCUGCGAUAUUUAUGUGUUUCUAUAACCUUUAUUUGCUAAUUAGAGCUCCUGUGUUAUCAGUCCUCGUAAUUAGUUUUGGUGCUGAAAUGUAGCAAGGGUUCUUGGCAGAGGGAAGCAGGUGUCAUCCUCAACACAUUCUCUAGCAGAGGUAUACUAGGGCUGUGCUUACCUCUCAGGAUUUGAAGCCCCCCCCCCAAAAAAAAAAAACAUUUCAAGUCAGCUGUUAAAACUUCAUUAUAGUCAACUCAGGCUUGCCCCAUUCCACCUGAGCAGAACUUUUGUUUAGUUCACUUUAUUUAUAGUUCAUGAUAAAAAGCAAAUUGUUUUUAUGCAAGCAAACAGUACACACUGUAUCUUGACAAAGAUUAUUGGAAUAUUGACACUGUAAGUUGUCAGACAAAUAUUUUUAAAAAAUGUAUUUUCAAACUUUUUUUCAGAUGGCUCCAUUGAGAACUGGCAAAUUCAGUUAUUUUGCUAACACUGUAUAUCACGAUAAGGACAGAGAACUGAUUUUUUGAUGUGUCGCAUAGAAGCCCAUUUAAAUGAAGCCUUCACUGAAGUAAUAGAAUGAAUUCUAAGAUGGUGAUCUUCAGACAUUGACAGUAACCUGUGCUUGAACUUAAUUCUAGUAAUGAUUAGAUGAUGACAGAUUCAGGACUCUUAAGAAUAACAUUCCACUCUGCACAUACAAUGGGUUGAGGUGCAGAAAUGUAUAUGUUACAUCAGUAAAGAGAGUUUCUUGUUCAAAAGAGAUAACCGUUGAUAUACCAGUUUGAUUUAAUAAGUCCAAAAUUGAACCCAGUCGCUUAAGCUGUCUUUCCAGUUUAACAUGUUUACAUCCUAGAUAAGUAAAAUGUAACCAGAAGGCUAUGGCUUUUUUUUUGAGGUAAAUAUUUGUCUGUGCUGACUCAGUCCUGCAGCAUUUAGGGAACAGAUAGGUGCUUAAUGGGAGCUUCCAAAUUAACAAAAGAAAAAAUGUGUUUACCAUAGAAAUGAUUUAUGAUGAACUGUUUUAGGAAUGUAAUUCACCCACCCAGUCAUAUAUUGAAUGAAAAUGGGUGGUGGGUAACGUGGAAUUUAUUCAACUGCUGCAGGAGGCACUGCUUCUUUUACCUCCUAUUAUAUUAUACGACAAACUCCAGAGUCAGGGCUUAAUGCACCCCCCAGACAUCUCAAUAUUUUUGAGGUCUUAAUUUUUAUUAAUUACAAUAACAUGGUUAACACCAUGUCAGUCUGUUUGCUCAAACCAUGGUUGGUAGUAUCAUUUUGUAGGGCCUCAACAAGAUUCAACUUGAAGUCCUUUACCAGUGAACCUACACCUGUAACCACAUCCACCAGCACCAUUUUCCACUCCUUUCUCAUGUCACCUUAACACUGCAGGUUCUCUCAUUCCUCCCCACCAUCAGCACCACACUGUGUCCCAUUCCAAUGAUCCAUUUCUUCCCAUCUCCCCAUACAAACAUGUUUUAUGUGGUUCCCAUGUAAGAAGAUUUCUCUGUGCUUUCAGCUAGACAACUACCUAAUACAGCUGAUUUCUGUGUACUUGGAGUUUGUAUGCACUUCUGAGUGCAAGGAAAGUCUGUUGAAGAACACAGCUGAUAUUAGACUGUGGGACUCUUUAUCCUGUUAAAAAAUGCUGCUCAUCUGUCUAAAUACCUACACAACAGUACUGCAAAAGCUUUUGCUGUUUUUAGCAGCUUUUAACAAGCUCAAAGUAAGAUAGCUUACUCUUGUUAACUAAGAGGACCCCAACAACAGCAGAGUUCACCGGUGUCUAAAAUCAGCUGCAGUAUAAACUGUAUCUUCCUGCAACAAAACAGUUAUUUAAUAUUACUAAAAAAUCACUAAUUGUGUCACCCCAACCACCCCAUGCAAGAGACCAAAGCAGUUACUGAUAGAUUUUUUCUUUCUAUCUUUUUUUUAAUUGAAAAGAAAAACUGCAGCCUACCAUGGAUAGGGGGUAACAUUUGUUUGCUGCAGUGCUACCCAUCUGCUUAGGCUUCAUUACUAUGACCUAAUCCAGAUUAUUCCUAUUUUUACUCUAGACUGUUACUCAGAUUACUUGUUUUCCUCUAUUAUAAUUGUUACUGUCUUUCAUUGAAACUGCAGUCCGUUAUGUAUAUGUUUGCUUUUCUUACUCGUUGAAAGUCUUAAAGCAAACUAAUUGUACAAACAAAAACUGCUGCUGGCCUGUGUGAGGCAGGUCUGCCCUUCAUCAUCUGUUUAUGGACAGUGCUGUCUGAAUAUCUGGUGGCUGGUCUGACUCUCACUGCAUCCGGUUUUCAAGAGCUUGCUGUUUACCAUCCUCUUCCCACUCUGGUGAUCUUGCUGAAAUAUUGCCAUCAAAAUCUAGUCAACCUGGUUUAAAGCUGUUCCUCAAAAAGUUAUCUAGUAGUAUGUUGGGCAGAGGUAGCAUUGAGAAGCCUACCUCUCCUAUCACUUUGUACAAGUACUUCUUGACUGACUUGGGGGUGCCAGCAAUAAACAUUGCACAAGUGCCACAUCUUGUAGUCACAUUCAUCCACAGAGCAAGUCUCACAAGAUGGCUGAUAAAUCCGCCAUUCUUUGGCAUCAGAUUCCAAUUGUUUUGAUUGGUUGUGAACUGGGUUUGGUUUAAAAACAGCACCGUUCAUGCCUUUCCUAGAGAGCACUAGUAAAGCUGGCCAGGCAUCUGCAGUACAUAUUAUUGUAACAAAAAGUCAGCUGACAUGAGAUUAAGUUCCAAUAUUGACUUCCAGCUCUUGCAUCUACCAGAACAUGCAAUCCAGGUCUGUGUCUGAGAAACCAAGGAACAGUAGCACAAUCCUGACCUUUUGAUCUAGUUAAAAUUGGAAGCACUAGGCAAAUUGCCAUACACCAGAUGUUAUAUUAGCUGCAGAUUUUGAGAACAUUUAUGAUCAUCUACUCUCUUCACAUGCAUACAGAUGUAGUCAUGCACACAUAUGCACCCAAACUCAUAUAUGCACACAAGCUCAAACACACAUGUAUUCCUGUGUGUUUGACAGGUUGGCAUCUCAGGGGUUUGAAUUCUAGCAGAAAGCUGCAUGUCUGAGCACUGCAUUCGGGUUAUAGAUCUCCAGUGUCUGGUACUGUCUCUUAUUGGAUUAAGGCAGUGAAAUAGAUCCCACUGAGCUGAGUUCCAUUCCCAAAGCCUUCAUGUGCACAAUCUAACUGUACUGUUUCCUAGGUUAUUGGUCCCUGCCCUAGUUGUCUUUGUAAAGCCUUUUGUGCAGUUCUUACUAGGUGAAGCAGUAAAAAUGUACUUAAGUUGGAUUACACUUGCUGUAAAUGGAAACUGUAGUUUGUAAACCCUGUGGAUCACGUCAGUUGCCCUGCUAGGCAGGGGUCCAGGGAAGUAAAUAGUGUGGGAAGAAACAGCCAGGGAAUUGUUAUGGCUAGGCUUGUAUAGGCCCUAGGGCUGAUAACCUAGUAUCAACCUAUGAACCUAAACAUAUGAUCUAAGUACGCUGAAAAGAACAAGAGGCCAGAUACUAAAAGUCACAUUUGUGUUGAUUAACUGCUUUGAUUGUACUGAUAUGUUAUACUGGGGUAGGGGAGUUGGGGAUAAAGGUGCAUUUGGGGGCUAAAGGAUUGUUAGUUUAUGUGGGUUGUAUAGCCGAGUGACUGACGUAGACAUCAUUAGCACCACUGGCAUAGUCUCUGUUUACAACCUUGAUGACGGCUAGGUUUGCUUCCAGGGCAUAAUUUACAAUGUCACAGAUUAGCACCGUUGUUAAUAGAACUGAAUGAAGGCAUGUUGGUUUGAAAUGUGGAACACCACUUAAGUAACAUUGGGCAUCAUCUCUCUCAAGAAAGUGGAUAUAACCAGUUUAUUUUCAGGAACAAAUGUAUAAUUUGAAGUUGCUGAUCUGCAGUGCAUCUGAACUGGGUUACAAGUGGGUGAUUCAGAACCAAAUGCAUGGUUUGCCAAACACUGCUUAAGUAAGUAGCAUUGUUAUUAUUUGUGGGUGUCUUUCCAUUUCUAAACGUCUUUGACUACUGAUGUAAGAAUAAUGCUCUGGGCUUCUUUUAUGGUAGAACAAUGAUUAAAUUAUGCUUAGCUUGGUGCCAACAUGAGGGAAACAUCCAGAGCCAUAAACAUCGUUUUCCAU